UUGUUAUUCUAGAAUCAAUAUACAUUAUCAUGUUGCGGUUCUUGGCGUUUCUCUGCGUGUUGAUAUGGACAGCACAAGCUUCGAAAGCAGUUCCGAAGAUAGUAGGAGGAGAUGAUGCUGCUGAAGGAGAGUUCCCAUACCUGGCUUCAUUAAGAGUAUACAAUUCCCGAAAUGAUCUGAUCCAUUUCUGUGGAAGCUCGAUAAUUUCCCAUUGGCUGGUGAUGACUGCAGCCCAUUGCAUGCUAGACUAUCCCAAAGACAGAAUAGAAGUAGUGGUCGGCACAAACAACCAGUGGAGUGGCGGUGCGAAAUACAAAAUAGAUAAAUACAUCAAUCAUGAAAACUACAACGAAACUUCAUUCGCAAACGACAUAAGUCUUAUUCUAGUGAACAGACAAAUUCAGUUGGGGGAGAAAGUUGGUCUAGUUAAAUUGCCAACAGAGGACAUUGGGGGCGGACUCGAUUUGAUAAUAGCUGGGUUUGGAUAUGUUGAUAAUUAUCACACACGACCAAGAAGAAUGCAAAAACUGACUGUGACAUCGAUAACAGUAGAAGAAUGUCGAGCCAAACAUAAAAAUAUUGAAAAAUAUAACCCAAUCACUGAUAAACUGCUCUGUACCUACAAAGAUUAUGACGAAGGCAUCUGUCAAGGUGAUUCUGGAGGUGCUCUUGUCCAUAAUGGAAUAGUACAUGGAAUCACAUCCUGGAACAUUCCCUGUGGUAGAGGGAAGCCAGAUGUAUUCACCAGGGUUUAUAAGUACCUGGAUUGGAUCUCAACGACUGUUGGAAAACUUCCAAUACCUACUUGAAUGUAUGUUACGUUCUACGUAAUACAGUGUUAUUACAAAAAAAAAACAUAAUAAAUAUCAUGAAAAUUUAAUAAAUAAACUAUACACUA
Molecule: messenger RNA, 898 nt
Organism: Pieris rapae (cabbage white)
Lineage: Eukaryota; Metazoa; Arthropoda; Insecta; Lepidoptera; Pieridae
Product: chymotrypsin-2-like
Exons: 5
Coding region: 30-809 (259 amino acids)
Biological process (GO): proteolysis
Molecular function (GO): serine-type endopeptidase activity
Source: RefSeq, a predicted model, not a curated record